AUGUUCAGGUCCAUUUCCCACCUGCUGUCCGUCUUUACACAGUGUGUUCAGGUCCAUUUCCCACCUGCUGUCCAUCUUUACACAGUAUGUUCAGGUCCAUUUCCCACCUGCUGUCCAUCUUUACACAGUGUGUUCAGGUCCGUUUCCCACCUGCUGUCCUUCUUUACACAGUGUGUUCAGGUCCAUUUCCCACCUGCUGUCCGUCUUUACACAGUGUGUUCAGGUCCAUUUCCCACCUGCUGUCCAUCUUUACACAGUAUGUUCAGGUCUGUUUCCCGCCUGCUGUCCUUCUUUACACAGUGUGUUCAGGUCCGUUUCCUGCCUGCUGUCCGUCUUUACAGUGUGUUCAGGUCCAUUUCCCGCCUGCUGUCCAUCUUUACACAGUAUGUUCAGGUCCGUUUCCUGCCUGCUGUCCGUCUUUACACAGUGUGUUCAGGUCCAUUUCCCACCUGCUGUCCAUCUUUACACAGUAUGUUCAGGUCCAUUUCCCACCUGCUGUCCGUCUUUACACAGUAUGUUCAGGUCCGUUUCCUGCCUGCUGUCUGUCUUUACACAGUGUGUUCAGGUCCAUUUCCCACCUGCUGUCCGUCUUUACACAGUGUGUUCAGGUCCGUUUCCUGCCUGCUGUCCGUCUUUACACAGUAUGUUCAGGUCCAUUUCCAGCCUGCUGCCCAUCUUUACAGAAUAUAUUUAGGUCUGUUUCCUGACUGUCUUUUCACAGUGAGUCCGGGCCUGUUUCCCACCCACUGCCUGUCUUUACGCAGUGCGUUCAAAUCCAUUUUCCUCCCACUGCUUGUAUUGCUUGAAAGGGCAGCACAGUUUCAAGCAAAGCAGGACUGGCCAGUGAGAACAGACUGUCACCCUGGAGAAGGCUCAUCUGGACGUGUGACUGGCAGUGGCUGUGAUUAACCCGCCUGUCCUUAACGCCGCCACUCCGCCUCGGUUUCCAACCUCGGGGGCUGCCCAUCAGCUCAAUAACAGCGCAUUUUGUUGCUCCGCCUCUGCCGGGGGAGGUGUGCUCUGAUGGAUUCAUCCCGGCAGGAGCAUGGAGCAUACAGAUCCAUCCCAAGACAAUCGCAAGGGCCAGCUAUGCCUCGUGUAUAGUGGGAGCUCAGUUGCGGUGUUCUUCAACAGUCAGUCUGUCAUGUAUUAAGUUCUGUGAUGUCCUGGUGUCCGCUUCCAAGACUUCCUGAUGCUCUCUCCAGGGGCUUCCUGGUGUCCGCUUCCAAGACUUCCUGAUGCGCUCUCCAGGGGCAUUCUGGUGUCCGCUUCCAAGACUUCCUGAUGCUCUCUCCAGGGGCUUCCUGGUGUCCGCUUUCAAGACUUCCUGAUGCUCUCUCCAGGGACUUCCUGGUGUCCGCUUCCAAGACUUCCUGAUGUGCUCUCCUGGGGCUUCCUGGGGUCCGCUUCCAAGAUAUUCUGACAUCCUUUUCCAAGGCUUCUUGUCAUCUUCUUGCAAGGCGUUCAAGUGUCCUCUCAGUGGGCUUCCUGAUGCCCUCUCUGGGGGCUUCCUGGUGCUCUCUCCAGGGGUUUCCUCAUUCCCUCUCCAGGGGCUUCCUGGUGUCCUCUUCUGAGACUUCCUGUUGUCCUUUUCCAUGAUACCCUGGUGCCUUGUUCUGCCUGGUAAACUGCUGUGUUGUGUUAGCUUCUCUCACAGAUGAGG
Brienomyrus brachyistius is the source of this 1663-nucleotide messenger RNA. RefSeq lists its product as uncharacterized. The record is from RefSeq and is a predicted model, not a curated record. Lineage: Eukaryota; Metazoa; Chordata; Actinopteri; Osteoglossiformes; Mormyridae. The transcript is spliced from 2 exons. The coding region runs from base 1 to 909 and encodes 302 amino acids.